This is a messenger RNA of Chlamydomonas reinhardtii, 3352 nucleotides long. RefSeq lists its product as uncharacterized. Gene Ontology annotation, biological process: dephosphorylation. The coding region runs from base 123 to 2297 and encodes 724 amino acids. The transcript is spliced from 7 exons. Lineage: Eukaryota; Viridiplantae; Chlorophyta; Chlorophyceae; Chlamydomonadales; Chlamydomonadaceae. Gene Ontology annotation, molecular function: phosphatase activity. The record is from RefSeq and is a predicted model, not a curated record.
CCACUACUUUACAACAUUUGCUGUUAAUAUAACACAUUGCAGGACUGAGGCGCGAAGGCUCUACCGGGAGGGGCCUAGGCCGGGUACCAGCAGUCCAGGCGACGCCGGCGCGGGCAGCAGCAAUGGAUAAGCGCUACUUUCCUCUUGCUGGCGUAGUCACAGUGCUGUUGCUCCUCGCUCUUGUGACUUGGCCUGGGUACCCUGAUGGCACCUCGCCCCGUGGCCUCGCCAGCUCCACCGCCCGCGCUCUUGUGGACCCAGCAACUGUAUCAUACAGUUUGGACCCAGCUCGCGGGAAGCUGCUUCAAGUUCAGCUCGUUUUCAGGCACGGCGCGCGCACGCCGCUGAACCAGCUCUAUGACUUCUCCGCGAAGUGGAACCACUGUCGGGACCACUACCAGGGCGUGGAGGUGGAGCUGUUCGAUGAGAACGGGGCGCCGCAGCCGCCGCCCAUCCUGGACCCGCACACGCCGCCGCUGCCCGGCAACUGCACGCAGGGCACGCUGACGGAGGCGGGCUACGGCAUGGCGCUCAAGGUGGGGUCGUGGCUGCGCUCGCGCUACGUGGAGCAGCUGGGCUUCCUGCCGGACCUCACCGGCAGUAGCACCAGCAGCGGCAGUAGCAGUGGCAGCAGCAGCAGCAGCACCAGCAGUGGGACUGGGAGCGAGGGUGACAGGGUGUGGGACAGCUCCAUCGCGACGCUGCGCACCACGCCCAUCCGCCGCACCAUCGCCACACUUCGCGGCGUCCUGACGGGCCUGUGGCCGGGCCUGGAGCAGCCCACAGCGGCGGGUGUGGCGGCGGCGGCGGCGGCGGCGAAGGACAAGCGGCGGCGGCGGCUGGCGGCGGGGGCAGUGCCGCCACUGCCUGUGGGUGCCAGCGCUGAGGAGCUUGAAAUUAUGUACGGCAACAACAACACGUGCGCCCGCCUCACACCGCUGUACGCGGCGCUGCAGAAGGACCUGGAUGCCUGGGACGCUCGUGACACCGAGCUGCCCCGUCAGAACCGGCUGGUGGCGGAGGCGCUGGGGCUGGACCCAGCAGUGAAGAUCAACUGGCCCAAGCUGUACGACGUGCUUGCGGCCAUGGUAGCGGACGGCUCGCCCAUGCCGGCCGGGGCGUCCCGGGAGGUGCUGGACAUCAUCUGGGCGCAGGCGGAGCGGCACGAGGCGGCCCUUAUCGGCCCCGGCGCCGACCUAUGCGCGCAGAUGGGUCCCGGCGGCGGCGGCAGCAGUGAGAGCGCCGCGGCGCGGCGGCGGCGGUGCCAUGAGGUUCUGCGGCUGGGCAUCGGCAUGCUGGUGAAGCGCCUGGUGGACAACUGGGACGGCGCGAUUACGAGCGUUAGCGGCAGUAGCAGUAGCAGUGGCAGUGGCAGCAAGGGGAGUGGCGAGGAGGAGGUGCGGGCGCCGGCGCCGGUGCGGAGCGCGGGGGCGGGCAAGAGCGCCGGCUCGGUCACAGCGCUGGGCAGCGGAGCGGUGGUGGCCGCCGCGCUGGGCGGCGAUGGCGGCAGCGGCAGCGGUGCCUCCGGUGCCAGCAUGGCACGCGGGCGCAACCUUCUGGGCCGGGAUGCGGCUUCGGAGGAGCAGGAGCGCGCGCACCACGGUAGCGGCGGCGGUGUUGGCGCUGCCGCCGGUCAGUCUCGGCUGUACUUGUUCAGCGGCCACGACAGCAGUGUGACGCCGCUGCUGGCGGUGCUGGGGCAGCCCGCCGCCGCCUGGCCGCCCUUCGCCGCCAACAUCGCAUUCGAGCUUUGGCAGAUGCCGGCUGCGGCCGCCGCCAAGUAUGCCGGCGGGCGCCGCGCCCUGGCGGGCGCCGCCGGCACGGCGGCGCUCCGCGCCUCCAGCGCCGGCCCCAUCCAGCCCGAGUACUGGAUCCGUAUCCUGUACAACACCAACCCGCUGGUGGUGCCGGGUGUGAGCAGUGUGGGCGGCUGGGCGCCGCUGAGCGUGCUGCGGCAGCGUGUGAUGCUGCCGUACGCCAUCGGGCCGGAGGAGCACGGCCGCGUGUGCCGUGCGACUGACGUCAGUGACAUGCUGGCGGAGGAGGAGGAGCCCGGCAGUAGCAGUAGCAGCGGCGGGGCCGAGGGCAGUAGCAGCGGGGGGCGGCAAGGGGCCGCGGGUGCGCGGCGGUCAUUGCAAGGCAUGGCGGCGGGAGGGAGAGGGAGUGGGGGGAGUGGGAGUAGAGGAAGUGCGAGGGGGGAAGGUGGCGGGGUUUACUCGCGCUACCAGAGGCGGGACGCGGCGGUUGGGGCGGCGACGUCGUCGUUCCGCAACGACCACCUUGGGGACCCGUUGUGAUGAUGAGGUCAGCUGUUGAUCAGUCGUGCGCUGUGAGCGUGCUGGUAGUAAUCAUGUAGCGCGCUAUUGCCGCGAGUGCAGGCCUGCAGGGGCACCCUGAGGGCUGUCGGUCAGGACUCAGGUGUGCCGCGUUCAUAAUUCUUGGGAUCGGUGACUGCGUCGUUGAUACUGUGUGGGCAUAUUGCCUCCGAUUGACUAUUCAUCCAUGGUGUUAGUCUCAAGAGCUCCAUUGCGUUCGUUGCGGCACAAGCAACGCAACCGGGCCCGUACUUUGGCACCGCUUGAUGCGAGUGAUGUGUAACAGGUACUCCUGAUUUGGUAUCAAAGGCGGCAACGGGCAGUGGAAGGGCUGCACGCAAUCAAUCAGCGAACUCUUUGAUUGAGGAAAACAGUCAGUGCGGCAGGAUUGUGCGGGACCUGGCACGGAGUGAUGGCACCGCAUGCACGGACGUAACCACACCGCGCUGCACGCAUUGCUGUUCACACGUUAUGCACCUCAUGGCUUAUACUCGCCCGCCUAAGUUGCCGUUGGCAAUCCGACGACGCGCAUUGCUUGCUGCUGUCCAUGCUGGUGCUGCACUGGCGGGGAAUAGGGACAUGCCGACAUGUACGACUACCGUAUGAUACGUGUUGCACACCUUGAAACCACACACACACACACACAUGUGAGAUGAGACGCGCUGGUUAUUAAAGCCACACAAUACAAGUGAGCGAUGUCAGUGUUCAUGUCAGGCGCAGUAGCAGACGGUGAGCACACCUGCUGGUACUGCACAGGCCCCCAGCCCCCAGCCAUGCAAGUCGGAGGAAGUCGGUAUCCCCCGACCCAACCCGGCCCCCGCCCCCCGGCUACAAUUUGCGCGUCGGCUCCCAGCGCAGAUUGCGCCUGGCUUCUCCCAGUGCUCUAUGUAGAUCGGUUUGGUGCCGAGACGCGAGAUGUGUGGCGCCCGCACGCGAGAUGUGAUGCGUCCACAUGACAGCAUCUAUCAAUGAAGUGCAAACAACGCACACCGUGGUAGUGAGGCUGUCUUCUGUGUCAAUCCCAGAUGAAUCUGCUC